Molecule: messenger RNA, 243 nt
Organism: Penicillium paradoxum
Lineage: Eukaryota; Fungi; Ascomycota; Eurotiomycetes; Eurotiales; Aspergillaceae
Exons: 2
Coding region: 1-243 (80 amino acids)
Source: RefSeq, a predicted model, not a curated record
AUGCCAGGAGCUGUCCCACUACGGGGUCCUCUCCUCCAUCUACUGGCAAUCUGUUCGAUACCGCAUUGUGGAAUCUACAUCACACUAAAGAUUAUAACGGUCAUCAUUGUCAAGUCAGCUACCGAAUUCGUAGCAAAGAGUGGGUUCGAGGCUCUCCAGUAUGGCUGGGACGACAAGAUUUCCAAUGCUGCGCACACAAGCGGUCAUGCUGCAUUUGCCCAAGCCUCAGAGGAUAUCCGUUGA